UUAAAGCUGCGGAGGGGUUGACAGAAAGACCCGGACGUGGAAGCAGGGUGGCCAUAAAGACCGGACAGGUGAAGUGACGUUACAUUAGCGCUCUUUAGACUUAUUAUUAUUAUUUGAAUGAAAUGUUUUAGACAUUCAAACAGCUGACGGAAGUAUGGAGGCUGAAAACUACGUCGCUAAGUUGAAUGAGCAUGUGCAGAAGGAGCGCUGCCAGCUGAGAUAUGAAGACGUCGGCUCUGUCGGCCCUGACCACAUCAAAACGUUUACCGUCAGGGCCAUCCUGAAUGGAAAGACAUAUCCUGAUGGCGUUGGGAAGAACAAGAAGGAAGCCAAACAGAACGCGGCUAAAAACGCCCUCAGCGGGGUGCUGGAGGACCAAACUGAAGCUACUGAAAAGACAGCAGAAGUUCCUGCUUCACCGAUCCAUCAGUCAGGUACCAGCACGGUCAACUUCAUCAGUUGGCUCAAUGAAUAUGGACAAAGACAAAGACUUCAAAUACGAGCUGUGGAGUCAACACAAGUGGGAGCAAACUGCGCCCUGCACUUCGUGGUUGGUGAUAAGGCGUAUCCAGCGGCUACGGGAAAAACAAAAAAGGAAGCUAAAGAGGAAGCAGCCAAGCUUGUGUAUCGGGAGAUACGUGGCAGUAAAACCUCAGAGACAGGAGAUGAGAAAAGCAGCUUUGCAUCAAGUCAACAAGAAGCAGACGUCUGCGAUAAGACAAAGAGUCCGAUUGUUAAAGAUUUUCCCGAGACAAACGUGAUCGGACUCCUCAACAACUACUGCCAGAAAUCAAAGCGCUUCCAUGAUUACGUGUUUGAGAGGAGAUGUGGUCUUCCUAAUAACCCUCAGUUUUAUUACAAAGUAGUGAUCGAGAAAAAGGAAUACCCGGUUGGCGAGGGAAAGAGCGUGAAGGAAGCCAAACAGAACGCAGCUCAGCUUGCCUGGUCUGCUCUGCAGGAACAGUCUGACUUUGACAGCCAGAUAUCUCCAGGGUCAGCUGUGUCUGAAGAUUCUGCCCUCGCCAGUCCGUCCAAACCAACAAGCGUAGAGGAGUCCUCUGAUGCUAAGUCCUGCAGCGUGCAGACAGCUUCCAGUGACUCCUUCAUUGUUUUUGCAGAUUCUCCGUCUCCUGCCAAAGAUCAG
This is a messenger RNA of Labrus bergylta (ballan wrasse), 1144 nucleotides long. The record is from RefSeq and is a predicted model, not a curated record. NCBI's taxonomy places the organism in Eukaryota, Metazoa, Chordata, Actinopteri, Labriformes, Labridae.